GUAAACAUUUAUGUAUUUUUGUUUGUAGUGUCAAUGGGCUCACUUGACUGGAGUUUCACAAUGCCCAGUGUAAUCAAUGGCAUUCGAGGGUCCUGUGUGGUCAUUCCCUGUAGUUAUAAAUUCAAAACCUCUGACCGUAGUGGUGUAGAUGUAAAAUGGUAUUCAAAAACACUCACCAUUUCAGAUCUGAUAUAUAACCAAUCAUCUCACAAUAUCAUUCCUAAGUUCAAAGGGAAGACAAGUUUAUAUGGAUCCUCAAAUGAAAAGAACUGCAGCUUAAAGAUCCAGCCUCUUGACAUGUCACAUAAUCGGGAAAGACUGUUCCCCUGGAUGGACCAGAAUCCUCCUGAUACUUACCACCGAAAAAAUGUUGCAGAGGAAACUAUUGCUCUUGAGGUGACAGAUACUGCUGAGAAACCACAAGCAGAAGUUCUUGGUAGGGCUACAGUUGGCGAGCCUGUGACAUUGUCUUGUAGUGUGAUACACACCUGUCCUCCAAAACCCCCAACACUCAGCUUCAGUAUAUCACGUGGGUCUUCACGUUUUAUCCACACACCCUUAUAUCAUGGGAAAUGGAAGACGACAAAAGAGAUUACGUGGACAGUUGAGGAAAAUGAUAAUUUUGUUACUUGUUCUGUGAGUUAUGCAGGUGGACAGAAAUCAAAGACUGAAAUCCCUCUUAAUCCUUUAUGUCCCAUCGAUCAAGCUCAGAUUAGUCCUGAUUCAAACACAGAGUUUCUUGAGGGUGUGGAACAAGACAUUGUUUGCUUUGUUACAUACAUGUGCUCCAGAGACCGACCUUACAUUAUGUGGAGUGGGGAACAGUUACCUGGCAGCACAUUUCACGUAACAAAGCAUGGAACAAAACAGAUAGCUACGUCCACACUAAAGUUCACUCCAAAAGCCAGUGAUAAUGGCAAGACAAUUACCUGCCAAGCAGAUUUUAAAGGGAAUGUUCAGACAGUGGAAAUCACCUUAAGAAUUCAAAGAUCAAUGGGCUCACUUGACUGGAGUUUCACAAUACCCAACACAAUUACUGGUGUCCGAGGUUCCUGUGUGGUCAUUCCCUGCAAUUAUGAAUUCAAAAAUGUCCAGCCUAGCAGGACAAAUGUAAAAUGGUAUAAACUCUCCACUACAGGUUACUCUCUGGUGUAUGACCAAUCAACACACAAUAUCAUUAAUCAGUAUAAAGGAAAGACAACUUUAUAUGAAUCCUCGAUUGACAAAAACUGCAGCUUGAAGAUCCAGCCGCUUGAGAUGCAACAUAGUCAGGAGAAACUGUUUCCCUGGAUGGACCCAAAUUCUAUUGAAUCAUACCACAGCAAAAAUUUUGAUCAUGUAACUAUUGUCCUCGAGGUAACAGAUAUUGUUGAAAAACCAGAGGCAGAUCUUCUUGGCAUAGCCAAAGUUGGUAAGCCAGUAACGUUGUCCUGCAGUGUGCUACACACUUGUCCUUCAACACCUCCAUCAUUGAGCCUGAGUGUUUCUCAUGACACUCAAAGUUUAACUCACACACCCCUUCAUGAUGGAAAAUGGAGGUCAACUGUAGAGAGUACCUGGACUGUUGAGGAAAAUGAUAAGUCUGUUACUUGUACUGCGAGUUACGCAGGUGGACAAACAUCGAAGACUGACAUCACUAUUGAUCCUUUAUGUGACUUUCACAAACCUGUAAUAAGUCCAACCCAAGAUGAGGUUAUGGAAGGAAUUGAGAAAAGCUUCACUUGUACUGUGACCCACACAUGUCAAAAACAAAAGCCAAACAUAAUCUGGAAUUACCAAAACAUGCCUGUUUCUUCUGAAACACAUAAGGUUGACUCCCACAUUUGGAGAACAGUUUCCACUUUGAAACUGAAAGCAUCGUGGGACGACCAUGGAAAGACAUUAACAUGCACAAUUCAAACUACAGAGGGAGAGUCUUCAGAUCAUGUUACUUUAAAAGUAAAAAGGGGGAUGUUUUCACUGGAUUGGACAUAUUCAAUGCCCAGUAAGAUGACUGGCCUUCAAGGCACCUGCCUGGUCAUUCCCUGCAGCUUUGACUUCAGAAACAGCACAAAAAAACCUGCCGAUGUUGAGGUGAAAUGGUACCUAUACUCUACAUCACAGUACCCCUUGGUUUAUAGCCCAGAUGGUGAGAAUGUCAUUCAAAAAUAUUUUGGCAAGACAAGACUGUAUGGUUUAACUAGUGAGAAAAAUUGCAGUUUGGAAAUCAUGCAACUUGAACUGCAGUACAAUGGGGAUAGACUGUAUCCUUGGAUGGAUCCAAAAUCAGUUGAUACAUUUCACAAGGAGGAUUUCUAUGCCAAAUCUAUUGAACUCCAAAUAACAGAACAAGCCGAUAAACCAAAACUAAGCAUUAUUGGUAUACCAAGAGUGGGAGAGCAAGUCACAGUGUCCUGUAGUGUCCUUCAUACAUGUCCGUCCAAACCUCCAAGUCUGUCUGUGGGGAAGGCACUUGAUACGGACAUUUCUGUACACAAUCCAGUACAAGAUGGCUUUUGGGAGCUAACCAGAAUUCACACAUUCAUAAUUAAAGAAGAAGAACAAACUGUUACAUGUAAAGCCACAUUCCAUGGAGGACAGAUAUCUGAAUCACAAAUCGAUCUCAAUGCUCAGUGUAUCUAUAAGGAUAUAACCAUUGAUCCUGAGGUGGCCGAUGUUGUAGAGGGUGUUGCAAAUAACUUCACGUGUACAGUUUUCCAUUCUUGCAAGAGCCAGCCUCCAACUUUCACCUGGAACUACAAAGACAUACCAGAGACUGUGGGAACUAAAAAAGGGCCAUCAUUAACCUGGGCCACUUAUUCCAAUAUAUUAUUUAUAGCUUCAAUGGAGGAUGAUGGCAAGAAACUGACUUGCACUGUAAAACUGCCUAAAGGAGAAAUCUCAACAUCCAUUGUUUUACAGGUUCAAAGAUAUGUACCCAAGGUGGUGGAUCCAUUUGAGAAUGACACUGUCCACAUUUCAGAGGCGAAUGUGGUACCCCGGAUCAGUGCUUUGACCAAGUCCUGUGUGGUGAUACCUUGCACUUUCAAGUCAGGUGACACGCCUAUUACACGUCUUCGAGUUCUGUGGUACACCAGUACUGGUCAAUAUGUCUUCCACACUGGACAGUCCAAUGUUAUAGACAACUUUAAAGGACGCACAAAGCUUCUGGGGAAUCCAGAUGAGCAGAACUGCACUUUAGAGAUUGAUAAGGUCCAAGCUCAUGAUAAUGGGCCAUUCUGUUUUCAUGCAGAAAAAGAAAACGAUAAGUACAGGUUCAACCACAGCUGUGUGUUCAUCAUCAUGAAAGCAUCUCCUGACAAGCCUGUGAUAUCAGCUCUUCCAGAAGAGAUGGAGCCAGGCAAGCGAUUCACAAUAAACUGUUCUGUCACACAUACAUGCUCAUCACAUCCCCCAAUUAUCACAUGGAAUGUUCCGGCUGCCAGAGAAGUGGUGAGCCAUGUGGAGCGAAGCGCAGGCAAAUGGGAAACAACUUCCACAAUUACUUUUAUUCCAACUGGCUAUGAAGCAGAAGAAAAUCUCAUUUGUCGAGCUUCUUUCUGGGGGAAAAAGAACCAGGAAAGCUCAGCCUUAUUAAGUGUGAAACGAUAUGAAGGACUGGGUAUGGACACCGUAGGAUUUGGUAUAAUUCUUCCUGCAUGUUUAUUAUUGCUCCUUUGUAUUGCUGCUGGAAUAAUCAUUUUUAGGAGAAAAGUCCAAAAAACAACUACAGAUGAAUUACCACCUGAAAGAAGUAGAAGAUCAAUUUGGAGCCAGAUAUCCAGGAGAUUCGAUGGGACUGCAAGUUGGCUAAACUCUCCCAUGGAAACCCGCUCACCCGAAAGGCCACCAAAACCAGAGAAAAGGCGUAGCAUCUGGAGCAGGUUUUCCAGAAGAGGUCCAGUGACCAGUACAGAUCUGACAAACUCACCUGUAAGGCCACCAAAACCAGAGAAAAGGCGUAGCAUCUGGAGCAGAUUUUCCAGAAGAGGUCCAGAGACCAGUACUGAUCUGACAGUGCAAUACAAGGUGAACAAUAUCAGUGCAAUGGACUCAUCUGCGGGAUAUUCCAAACCCCGAUUUCCAUCACCAAAGAGUGAACCAAAAUCCUACAUAUCAGGAAGUGGCCACUUAAUAAAUUAUGAUGAGGAUGAUUACACCAACACUGCAGAUUUUAAAAUGUAUCAGAAAAUGUAAUGAUGACAAAAAAGUCUAUGCAGAAUGCAGCGUGAUACUGUUUUUGUUUAGUUUUUCCUAUUGUCUGUGCAAAAUAAGGAAAUUGAUGUUUUUUUCUUCCUUUUUUUUAUAACUUGCUAGUUUGAAUCUUAUGCUGUUUUAUAUGUGCUGUUUUGCCAGAUAAAAUAGGGGGGAAAAUGAUAUACUGCGAAUAAUGUAAUAAGAUAUUUCAAUGUAUGCUAUUCAUUUUAUUUACAAACAUAUGUAUGGACAACAAUUAUUAAUAUAUACCAUAUUAAAGCAUAUUGUCUGUGACAGCUUAUUUCUGUAUUAUGUUAUAUGCAUGUAAGACUGUGAAUCGAAUAAAAAUGUAACCCCUAGUUAAUAUGAUUAA
This is a messenger RNA of Clarias gariepinus (North African catfish), 4549 nucleotides long. RefSeq lists its product as uncharacterized. The record is from RefSeq and is a predicted model, not a curated record. Bases 34 to 4176 code for a protein of 1380 amino acids. NCBI's taxonomy places the organism in Eukaryota, Metazoa, Chordata, Actinopteri, Siluriformes, Clariidae. The transcript is spliced from 25 exons.